CUCGCGGAGUGGCGGCGGGAACCGGGUUCGCGGCUGCGGCCCCGCGGAACCGGCCCCGUCGCCGGUGGGGGGGGCGGUUGCGGGAGCCCAGUGCCGCCUCCGCGGCUCGCGGGGGGUUCCGCGGGACCGGCGGCAGCGCAGCGCCGUGCUGCCGGUGCGGCGGUUACCGCCCGCGCGGCUGAAUGGGGCCCCAGGCGCGGGCAGCGUCCCGGGGCCGGGACUCGGGGCCCGUGUUCGGCGGGGUCGCUCCCGAGAUCAUCGAGGACGCGCUGAUCCGCCUGGCCACGGAGAACGAGCGGCACCUGAGCGAGCUGCCGGGCCGGGCCGGGUUCUUCAAGGAGACGCGGAUCAAUUUAUAUUCCUUUUGUCUGAAAAAUGGCACUUGGACCACUCCGCAAGGUACCAAGCAGUGGAGUUACUUGAAAGCAGAAGAGAUCUGUUUUCUGAGCAGUUGUGGGUUUUGUAGGUUUAUGAUCAAGCAAGUAGAACAAAUCUGUAAGUCCUCCAGAGGGAACCAUGAACAAGGACAAGGGAGCAGCUGGAGCUCUCUGAGCAAUCAGAUAUAUGACACGUUUGUCCUGCGACUUGUGUCGUGCGUUCAGCUUGCAAGCAAAGUUUCCUUACACUAUAAUAUAGUUAACAGUGACAUGGCUUUAAAAUUUCUGCAAUCCUUAAAGUACUGCUACACUAAGCAGGAAUUGCUUGAGUCGGAGCUUGCAGUUCUAAAAACUCUGCACUUCCAGAUCAACGUGUCAACUCCUUUGGCUUACGUGGAAUUGCUUCUAGAGGUUUUAGGACACAACGGCUGCUUGCUUCCUGCAAAACCAUUACAUCAGAUGUGUAUGCAACUAUUAGACUUCUCCUAUCUUACAAGAGAUACCAUCUACAACACUUUGUUGAAGAUUGCCAUCGAAAAUUCAACACCAAGCAAACUGCAGGUAGCAAAGUUUUUGACAGUAAAGGAAGAUUUCAUGCUCCUGGCUGUUGGAAUCAUCAGUACAAGUGUGUUCGUACUAAACCCUGAGCACUGGAAGCAGGUUGUGGAGCAUUUAAACUCUAUCACUGGUAUUACUUCACAAAGUAUCUUAGAACUUUCUUACGCAGUACUGAAACACAUCAUUGGCAGUACCACUCCAAAGCAGCACUAUAGGAACUGUGGAACAAAAGCUCCAGAGAACAGAAUUCUACCUCUUAAAUAGAACCAUCUUCUACAGCCAGUCACUAGUGUAUCAGUAGCAAACUGUUACGCUGCUGGUGAUAGUUCAUCUGUGAUGCACAGGGCACCCAGCACAGUUUGGUUUUACUUUUGAACAGCAGGUGUUCUGUAACAUUUCACAUGUUACGUGCUAAUUAGAAAAGCUCAUCCUUUCAGGCAAUGCUCUAGUGUGGAGAAGGGAGGCACACAGGAGCAAAGUAGCAUUCAGAAAUACAAUAAAGCUUUUGGUGCUGAAAGAGGUAAGAGCUACAUCUUCUAAGUUAGGAAUCUAAGUUUCCUUUGAGUAAAGAGAAAACUCUAAAAGUCAUGUUUUGAAAAGGCAUUAAUGUGCAGGGUAUUCUGCCUGGUACUUUGUAUUGCUAUAAGCAGUCCAGUCACUACAACCAGGGCUGUGCUUUCUCCACUACCUGCUUUUUAAAAAAUUACCGUCUCAGGCAGCCUGCUUGUUCCUGUUUUCCUCUCUGCCAGUGCUCAGAGCCUGUUUGCUCUUACCCAAAUAAAGCCAGACAGUUGGGCGCUGUUGUGAAAAGCACAGAACCCCACCGGUUUUGAAAGCGAUGGGGUUGUUGCAAGAGCAGGUGCCUGUUCAGCCCGGCCACGUACGGGCCAGGGGCUGCUCAUGCUGGGUCUGGCCCACGCCAGACGAAAGCACGCUGCCCAUACAACAGUGUUUUGUUACUUAAUCAGUGCAGC
Molecule: messenger RNA, 1909 nt
Organism: Tyto alba (common barn owl)
Lineage: Eukaryota; Metazoa; Chordata; Aves; Strigiformes; Tytonidae
Product: cyclin N-terminal domain-containing protein 1
Exons: 7
Coding region: 183-1199 (338 amino acids)
Biological process (GO): reciprocal meiotic recombination
Cellular component (GO): site of double-strand break
Source: RefSeq, a predicted model, not a curated record